Molecule: messenger RNA, 2215 nt
Organism: Saccoglossus kowalevskii
Lineage: Eukaryota; Metazoa; Hemichordata; Enteropneusta; Harrimaniidae
Molecular function (GO): oxidoreductase activity
Source: RefSeq, a predicted model, not a curated record
CUUGCACAUUGAUAUCAAGUCAAAGAUGGCGACUUCACAAGUCUAGUCACCGAAUGCGCAAGUCAUUGGUUGGCGACGUUACUAGGUGCUAAAUAGCAUAAAACGGAUUUAAAGAGCUACGUUGCUGGACUCACUGCUUCAUACAUUCAUUGUACAAGAUGUCCAUGAGUAUGCUAGUAGUACCAAUUCCAAGGUGCCGAGCUUUAGUUGUGGCACGAUGUUUGUCAUUGUCGGCGAAAAGAUUCUCACCAGAACCAGGAUUCAAAUACACAGAGUUCAUUCAUCGUGGUAACUCCACACCACCUCGUAUAGCUGGAAGAAAAUGGCUGCCGGGUUCAACAUUCGUUGGAAACAAACUUCCUGAAUUUCUGGCUCCUCCACGGAAAAACCUUCCUGCUGUUUACGAUGCCAUCUUUGCUGACAAAGACGGGCCGAAAUACAUUGAGAUGUGGGCCGCCAAGACACGUGCUGUUCUUGACGAGAAACUUCAUGUUUUUGGAACGAUAUUAUUCAAGGGACUUCCACUCCACAGUGUAGAUGAUUUUUCGACAUUUUCAAAAUGCCUUGGUUACCAGUUCGGCAGUUAUAAAGGUGCUGGUGGAGAAAGACACGAGGUGGCCGAGUAUGUCCAAACUGCAACUGAUGCUGAGAAGUCGAUAUUUACCCUAGAACCACACAAUGAAAUGGCGUACACCACUCAUUACCCACUGAAGAUAAUGUUUUAUUGUGAUGUUCCGCCGCAUGAAGAAGAUGAUGGUGAAACCGUUAUAUGUGAUGUAAGAGAUACAUUGCCAAAGCUGGACCCUAAAAUUGUGGAAAAGUUUGAAAGACUUGGCAUUAAAUAUAGCAACUAUAUUUCAAACUCUUCAGAGAAGCAAUACAGAUGUAUUUCAAAUGUGUUUGGUACAACUGACAAAUCAAUAAUUGGAAAGUUCUUGGCAGAUCACGAUUAUGAAUAUAAAUGGGACGAUGAUGGAUCUUUAUCCUACUGGAUUACGUUGCCAGUUUUUACGAUACAUCCGAAGACUGGUGAAAAGAUAUGGUUCAACCAAGCCUCGUCAUAUCAUGCGUCAUACUUACGUGAAAAUCCUGUCUAUGAAGGCAUGGAUUAUCUUCCUGACAACAAGCUGUCUAACACAUGUUGCUAUGGCGACGGCAGUGAAAUUGAGCCAGAGGUAGUGCAGCAUGUCCGUGACGUUAUCUGGCAAUCGUCUGUCGGAUUUCAAAUGAAGAAAGGAGAGAUUUUAGUUUUCGAUAAUUUAUAUUCUCAGCACGGCAGAAUAGGGUAUACCGGUGAACGUAAAUUGUAUGUGAAUCUAAUCGCAAGUUAAGAGUAUGAAGUGUGUUCUCUAGGUGCUGUGUAAUCGACUAGCGAAUUAGCUGUAAUUUAAAUGAAGACAACAAUCCAACACAUUCCCGGUGAUUUUUUUUAAAAAAACACUAUUUUGUUAGUUAUAUGACACACAGCAACACAAUACAGCAAAUAGUACCACGUUCAUAGAAAAGUGAAUGUAAUUAAAUGCUAUAUAGAUGAUCAAAAAGGCACAGUAUCCAUGGGUGUGACCAACAUCAUGGUAUUGAUUUAUGGAUGCCGGCUAUACCGAUAUGUCAGUCACACAUGUGAAAACAAUGUUAGCAAUAACACAGUAAACAAUAUAAUAAUGUAACAGUGAAUGUAAAUACAAAUUUUCUUUUAUUGAGAUGGCUAGUAUAUAUAUGUUAUGUCAUAACUCUCGUGUAGUUAUCAUAAAAUAUUUUAUGAUUUAUCACGAUUUUACUAAGCAAAGAUGGAUUUUAAUGUCAGGAUAUGUAAUGCUUACAAUGAAAUUGAUGAUGAUAUGUUGCAGCUAGUUCACUGACACGUUAUAUGUUUCGUGUACAUUUAAUACAACAUUAUAUAGAAUAGAAUCGCAUCUUGAAUAAUAUAUAUAUAUUGACUGUUACUUUGAAAUAUGGUGUAUCAUUCAAUUGAUUGGUAUAAUAUCGUUAAAUACAAAAUCAAUUGCACAAUUAGUUAAAACCAUAAAAGGUAUAAUUUGCAUUUCAAUUUUCGUAGAAUAUUGGUUCACGGUUAGCAACAUAUAUUUCAGUACAGGGAUUAAUUGAUUUCUACUACCCAUUCCACCACGUGUAUACCGUGGAAGUAUAUAAAUUAAAAUAUUAGUAGCAUCAACUACAUUGUGUUAGUUUGAAUAAAAUUAUAUUAUUAUUAUUA